Truncatella angustata is the source of this 1792-nucleotide messenger RNA. RefSeq lists its product as uncharacterized. The record is from RefSeq and is a predicted model, not a curated record. The transcript is spliced from 2 exons. The coding region runs from base 486 to 1472 and encodes 328 amino acids. NCBI's taxonomy places the organism in Eukaryota, Fungi, Ascomycota, Sordariomycetes, Amphisphaeriales, Sporocadaceae. Gene Ontology annotation, cellular component: mitochondrion.
CUCCGCAACACCACAGCACCUGGAGCUGGCUGUGAGCUCCCCGGAAUUACAGCACCACACUGAAUGCGGAGGAGCUUAGUAUCUAUCCAUCUGCUUGCUGUCUCUAUACGCACGACUUCGGGUCUUUGGCUUCUCUCCUCCCCAUCCACCACAGCUCAAUCAACACCAAACAAAAAGUGCGGGGGAAACACAUGACCAGUUACUCUCCCUCCCUCUUGUUGCACAUUUGAUUGCAUCCUGUCUCCUCGUACGAUACAAUACGGCAUCUCGUCCCACCCUACCUCUCUAUCUCUUUGUUCUGGUUGCCGAGCCGCCAUUUUGUGCAGCCGCGGUGAUUCACUCCCCUCGUAGACUUACAUCGCCAUCGAUUCCAAAUCCUCCAGAGCUGGGAUUUCGGUAAACAACGCAGUCAAGCUCUCUCCUUCAAUUGAGCCACGCCCACACCCAAAUUCCCACCACUGCCCACCGUCCACUCCACCGGCACCAUGCUGUCCCGAAGCUUCGCCCGAGCCGCCAUCGCUGCACCACGCUCAUUGCGAGCUUUCAGUGCCACCGCUGCCCAGCAGAAGGUCCCCUCCAUGUCAGACAUCACACUCGACCAGGUCGAGUCGUUCAACGCCAAGCAGAAGGAAUUCCGCGUGCACUUGGCUCAGCUGCGGAGAGAGAAGGAAGAGAGACAGAAAGCCGAAGCUCGCGAGAAGGCCGCCAAGAGCGAGCCCCACCGGCCCGAAGGCCUGUUGACCAACCUCAUCUACGGCACCAAGGAGGGCCGCGAGAUGGAUGCCCAGCUCGAAGCUUCCUUCUCUGCUGUUCUUGCUCGAGGCAAAUACGUCCACUCGAUCGUCUUCCAUCAGGUCCAGCCCGACAAGGUCGACGAGUACGUUGACCUUGUCGGCAAGUGGUACCCCAAGAUGGCAUCCCUCGAGGAAAAUAAGGUUCACCUCGUCGGUAGCUGGCGAACCGAUGUUGGUGAUUGCGACACCUUUGUCCACAUCUGGGAGUACGAGCGAUACCAGGGCUACCACCACUCUUUGCACUCAAUCUCGCGACACCCCGAGUUUCCCGAGUUCGACAGGAAGCUUAGGUCUCUCAUCAAGAGCAAGAACACCUCCAUCAUGCAGGAGUUCAGCUUCUGGCCCACCACUGCCCCUCGACAGCUGGGCGGUGUCUUUGAGCUGAGAUCCUACACCCUACACCCCGGCAACUUGCUCGACUGGGAGACGUACUGGCGCAAGGGCCUGCAGGCGCGACGUGAGGUCAUGGAGGGCGUGGGAGCUUGGUUCGUCCAGAUUGGUGAUCUCAAUACAGUUCACCAUCUUUGGCAGUUCGCCAACCUCGAGGAGCGCAAGACCAGACGUGAGCAGAGCUGGAGGCAGGAGGGUUGGGCUGAUACGGUGCACAAGACAGUACCUUUGAUUCAGAGCAUGAAAUCGAGGAUUCUGACCCCUAUGCCAUGGUCGCCCGUGGCAUGAGGUACCAAGCGGUCUUUUUGUGUUAGUUUGAGAAUAUCGGAAUGGCUUAUUGGAAUGAAAUCAGCAAUCAGGGCUCUUGUAUCUUGUCACCAGUCAUCGGCGUCGUCGGGACGCUGCCGCCUACCCUUUUGUAUCGUGCUAUAUCGCUAGGUAUACAUGAGUGAAUGUGCUCCCGACCUCGAUGCGGCUUGAUUUAGCUCUACUGUAUCGCAUAAUCGGUACGAGAAACUUGGAAUAAGAACGGAUUUAGCACCGUGUUUAAUAACUAAGAUAAUUAAUUUUGGUCCUACUAUUUUAUAAUGAAAAGGGUUCUGAGUUAA